Ziziphus jujuba (common jujube) is the source of this 911-nucleotide messenger RNA. RefSeq lists its product as uncharacterized. NCBI's taxonomy places the organism in Eukaryota, Viridiplantae, Streptophyta, Magnoliopsida, Rosales, Rhamnaceae. The transcript has a single exon. The record is from RefSeq and is a predicted model, not a curated record. Bases 133 to 711 code for a protein of 192 amino acids.
UCGUUUUGCUUUCCCCACAUCAUCCACUGCCCUCGCAUUUAUUCCCUUCUAUUACACCGUUUCGAAACAUAUUUGGAUUUUCUUGAUAUCUUCUCUCUCUCUCUCUCUCUCUCUCUCUCUCUUCUGGAUUUUAUGGAGAAUCAGUUUGUAAAGAAGCGGGUCCGAGAUGCCUCGGAGGACUCGGAGCAUGACUCGCCCGAGGUUAAAAGACUUAGAGAUGACCUCCUCGGCUUUCUUGAUGACUCCGAUGCUGAUCAAACGACUCAGGACCUCGACUCGGUCAUGAAAAGCUUGGAGGAAGAGAUAUCCGCCACGACUUCUUGUUCGGCUUCUCCGGCAUCGGCUCCGGUUCCAGUUGUGGAUCUGACGUCGGAUACCGGUGAGUCUCAGCCGGAACUUGGGUAUCUUCUGGAAGCUUCAGAUGAUGAACUCGGUUUGCCGCCUUCCAUUAACUCGAGCGACGAGGAAUGUAAAAAGGAUGAGACUGAGUUGGUAGGGGUUUCGACUGACUCGUCGGUAAUCGGCGAGUUGUGGGGUUUUGAUGAUCAUAUUCCGAGUUAUGACUCGUUUGGGUUAGGAGUCGGAGAUAACUAUAACAGCAAUAAUGAUUACGUGGCUUUUGAUGGUCUAUUCGGGUACUCCGAUGUGUAUUUUGAUUCGUCCGAUUUCGCCGAGAUUUCGUGGCGGUCUGAAACUCUUCCGGCGCUGUAGCAGCGCGGGAAAAGGAAAAAAAAAAAAGGAACGAACUGAUUUUUGAUCGGAGGAAAUUAUUAUACGACGCCGAUUUGUAAAUCCAUUUGUUAUUUUAUUUUUAUUUUUAUUUUUUGGUUUUUAUUAAAGAAAUCAGGAAAGGAAGAAAAUAUAUGUAGGAAUUAGACUGAUAUGAAAGAUGCGUUUAACUCGUGAGAAAA